Molecule: messenger RNA, 1404 nt
Organism: Verticillium dahliae VdLs.17
Lineage: Eukaryota; Fungi; Ascomycota; Sordariomycetes; Glomerellales; Plectosphaerellaceae
Product: molybdopterin biosynthesis protein moeA
Exons: 1
Coding region: 73-1404 (443 amino acids)
Biological process (GO): Mo-molybdopterin cofactor biosynthetic process; molybdenum incorporation into molybdenum-molybdopterin complex
Cellular component (GO): cytosol; cytoplasm
Molecular function (GO): molybdopterin molybdotransferase activity
Source: RefSeq, a predicted model, not a curated record
GAACACGGAUCGCCAUAUUGUGAGUCGAGCCACAUUCAGCUUUCCUAAUGCGACCCUUUCGUAUCAUCCAUCAUGGUCUCCUACGAAGUAGCACUAGGCAGGGUCAAUGAAGUGGCCGCACUGACAGCAGAAAACUCGCGAACGCAAUGUAUUCCCCUCCAGGAAGCCGUCGGCAAUGUUGUAGCCAAGACUCUUAACAGCCUUGUUGCCACACCAAAGUACGACACAUCGGCUAUGGAUGGAUAUGUGGUGCCAUCAAGUGUCACAAGGAAUGCCUCAAUCGACCACCCGGUGGUUUUGGAGGUCUGCGGCACGAUAGCUGCAGGAGAUGACCCAGGACUUCACGAGUCUCACAUUGAUUCUUCGACUCUACCGUGCCUUGAGAUUAUGACUGGCGGAAUCUUUCCAACCAAACCUAUCUCAGGCUAUCACAUGGACGCGUGCAUCAAGACCGAAGAAACGUCAACCGUGACGGACGCCAAAAAUGCCCGCGGUAGGAUGAUCAAGCUCACAAGACCGGUCGCUGCCGGGGAACACAGACGUGUUGCAGGUGACGAUAUCAAGGAUGGCGCUGCACUUCUUUCGCCUGGGAUGACGGUCCAACCACAGCACAUCUUGGUCUUGGCUUCAAUAGGAGUGACGGAGAUUUUGGUCUGGAAGAAACCUCGCGUCGGACUCUGGUCUUCUGGAAAAGAGAUCGCGACAACAGGCCCUGGCCACGUUCCAGAUGCCAACGGCCCGUACCUCACCGCGGCUUUGGCGGAGGCUGGGGCACACGUCUCGUUUCUCGGAACAUUUCCGGACGAUGCCCGUGAAAUGGCAACACAACUUCAGCGAGCGGCCGAAAGUGAGGACUUCGACCUUUUGAUCACGACCGGCGGCGUAUCAGUUGGGAAAUUCGACUUCCUAUUACCGUCAUUGCGCCGCCUCGGCGCUGCCAUCGAGUUUCAUGGGCUACGGAUCCGACCUGGUCAUCCGGUGUUAUUUGGAACAAUCCCUUCGCGAGGAGCUCACAGCGUGCCUAUCUUCGGCCUGCCUGGAAAUCCAGGGGCAGCUGCGGCAACGUUCCAGUUCCUUGUGCGACCUUUUAUCAAAUGCCUCCUUGGCAAGCCCCCCGAAAAGCCGAUAAUCGCAAAACUUCUCCCUCGACGGCUAGAGCAAGGUCAUCUCGGCAAAAUGCCAGACGGCACGGGGUCUCGUACAUUAUUCAAGCAUGGGAAGAUAAAACAGACGCCUGAUGGGGGCUUCCUCGUGGAAAUGAGCAAGGAGCAAAGCCCAGCUAAAGUUGCACCCUAUCUCGAUGCUAAUUGCUGGAUACAGCUUAAUGAAGGGGAAAUAUUGGAUGAAGAGGAGCUUGAUGUUGCAUGUUAUCCUUUCAAAGAGUUCAACAUUCUCAGUACAUGA